Trichophyton benhamiae CBS 112371 is the source of this 1692-nucleotide messenger RNA. RefSeq names its product ammonium transporter MepA. Gene Ontology annotation, biological process: ammonium transmembrane transport. The transcript has 4 exons. The record is from RefSeq and is a predicted model, not a curated record. Gene Ontology annotation, cellular component: plasma membrane. Lineage: Eukaryota; Fungi; Ascomycota; Eurotiomycetes; Onygenales; Arthrodermataceae. Gene Ontology annotation, molecular function: ammonium channel activity. The coding region runs from base 1 to 1692 and encodes 563 amino acids.
AUGCCGGCUCCUUUUGCCCCUGAUUAUGCUUCCUAUAACUGGACUGGCUCUCCGUCCAACUUCAGCCUCUCCACAGAUCCAGUUCUAGGUGGUGACUCGCGAGUUGAAAAUGUCAACAAAUGGUUUCAACCAGGCGACCAGGCCUAUAUCUUGGUAGCCUCCGCCAUGGUUAUGGUCAUGGUCCCCGGACUCGGUUUCCUAUACUCUGGACUUGCCCGCCGAAAGUCGGCCCUCAGCAUGAUAUGGGCUUGUAUGGCGUCUAUGUCCGUCAUCAGCUUUCAGUGGUACUUCUGGGGCUACUCCCUUGCCUUCUCUCCCACUGCUACAAAUGGAUUCAUCGGAAACUUGCACGACUUUGGCCUCAUGGCCACUUUGGCUACUCCUAGCCCGGGCUCUCCCCUUCUAUCCGACCUGCUCUAUGCUUUCUACCAGCUCCAAUUCUGUGCUGUCACUGCCGCUAUAGUCAUGGGUGCCGUGGCAGAACGAGGACGCCUGUUACCUGCCUUGGUUUUCAUUUUCUUCUGGGCUACUCUUGUCUACUGCCCGAUCACUUGCUGGAUCUGGAAUCCCAAUGGCUGGGCUUUCAAAUACGGUGUCAUGGACUAUGCCGGAGGUGGGCCUGUUGAAAUUGUCUCCGGUCUAUCUGCCCUAGCCUAUUCCCUGGUCCUCGGCCGUCGCCAAGAGCGCAUGAUGAUCAACUUCAGACCUCACAACGUAUCUUUGAUAUUGCUUGGUACCGUCUUCCUUUGGUUCGGGUGCCUAGGUUUCAACGGUGGCUCUUCAUUCGGUGCAAACCUUCGUGCUGUUAUGGCUUGCUGGAACUCCAACUUAACUGCAAGCUUUGCCGCCAUGACCUGGGUACUUCUUGACUGGCGUCUUUCAAAGAAGUGGUCGAUGGUCGGAUGGUGCUCAGGUACUAUUUCUGGUCUUGUUGCUGCCACUCCUGCAUCGGGCUUCAUCCCGCCCUGGGCAAGCGUCAUUCUCGGGGUUGUCACUGGGUUUGUUUCCAACUACAGCACCAAGAUAAAAUACUGGAUGGGUAUCGAUGAUUCUAUGGACGUGUUUGCCGAACACGGAGUUGCCGGUAUUGUCGGACUAUUGUUCAACGCCCUCUUCGGAAGUGAUGCCAUCGUAGGCCUCGACGGGGUCAAUGUUGGUGCUAAAAAUCCAACCACCGGAACCGCAGUUGGUGGCUGGAUCAUCCAUAACUAUCGCCAACUAUACAUCCAACUAGCCUACAUAGUCGCCACAGCAGCCUACACCUUCGUCGUAUCCGCCUUAAUCGCCUACGCUAUCAACAUCAUCCCCGGCCUUAAGCUACGCGCCUCCGAACAAGCAGAGCUCCUCGGUAUGGACGAUGACCAGCUCGGCGAAUUCGCAUACGAUUAUGUAGAAGUACGCCGUGACUAUCUUGCAUGGACUCCUCAGAAGAACGAUCAGGUACAAGACGUCAAUGUGUCCCGAGCCAAUCUCUACGGUUGUGGUGAACAUAGUGGCAUGUUCUCGAACCCUGGACAAGAAACUAAGAGUCAGCCCAUUUCCUCCCCUACUCCAUCAAAGUCUUCUUCUCAGACCAACCUCCGAGAUGUGACUGCAGUGCCUUCGGUUGUAGGUGCGCCUGACCACCCUUCCGCCGAGCAUGGCGAAACAGUUGAGACCGUCGAUGCCGAGUUAAGUGAAAAGCCUCGGUAG